Molecule: messenger RNA, 1971 nt
Organism: Gigantopelta aegis
Lineage: Eukaryota; Metazoa; Mollusca; Gastropoda; Neomphalida; Peltospiridae
Product: HORMA domain-containing protein 1-like
Exons: 20
Coding region: 165-1892 (575 amino acids)
Source: RefSeq, a predicted model, not a curated record
ACGAGCGAACUCUUUCCGCGCCCGGGUACACAAGUGAGUUAACUGUACAUAUCGUCUGCAGCUUCAGCAGGAUAACGAUACCGAAGCGGAAAGUGGUUUUGUUAAAAAUUGAUUGCCAAGGAUAAUCUCACUUUCAAAUACUUACUUCUUGGCUUGGUAAAGUGAUGACAACAGCCACAAGAAAACGGUCCUUGGAGAAGACUGGAAUUUGGUCUUCUGUAUUUCCAACUGAGCAAGUCACAGAACAGCAGUCUGCAUUGUUUGUGAAAAGGCUGCUUGCUGUCUCUAUUUCAAACAUCACAUAUUUGCGGGCAAUAUUCCCAGAACAUGCAUUUGGUGAUCGAUGCUUAGAAGACCUAAACUUAAAAAUUCUACAUAAUGAUAGUAGCUGUCCAGGUGCUUGCCAAGUAAUAACAUGGAUGAAAGGAUGUUUUGAUGCUUUGGACAAGAAAUAUCUUAGAAUGCUGACCAUUGGGAUAUAUGUGGAUCCAAGUCAACCUGAGACUGUAAUUGAGUCAUACACUUUCAAGUUUACUUAUUCUGAUGAAGCUGGUGUAGACAUUUACAGAAACAAAAAGAAAAUUUCAAGUGCCCAUUCUGCUGCAGAAACUAAAAAAGCUACAAUUCGACUUCUACGAACGAUAGUUGUCUUGACACAGACCUUGCAGUCUUUACCUGAUGAUGUGAUGAUGACCAUGAAGUUAUUCUACUAUGAUGAUUGCACUCCUGCAGACUAUGAACCUCCUGGUUUUAAGGCAUGCGAGUCUGAUUCUUUCACAUUUGAAGAAGAACCUAUGAAUAUUAAAGUUGGUGAUGUAACAACGCCUUUCCAUUCGGUAAAGCUGCGCAUUAAAACGGAUGGGAAACAGUUGGAAAUGAUGGAAGAUCCAAAUGGAAAUGAAGCAGAGAUGGAGGAAAGAAAAAAUGAGAUCUCUGACAAUGGCCUGGAUGAAGAAAUGGAGAUAACAAACAAUCCCACUGUUGAAACCGAACUCAGGAUCGAUGAAGUUAAAGAGAAAACCCAUGUAUCCACAGAACAAUGGCCAGGUGAUGAAGUAUCUAGUGCUGCAAUACCUAGUGAAAGUCCAGCUAAACCAGUAAAAAGCAAUGGUCUUGAAAAUUUGUCAAAUGAUCCAACUGUGAUGCAGGAUGAAAAUGCUGUUCGUUGUCCUUGUGGUUGCAAUGAGGAAGAUGGAUUAAUGAUCAUGUGUUCAGUUUGCAAGUUCUGGCAACAUGGAGUAUGUUUCUGUGUUACUGAAGAAGAUGAUGCACCUGAAGAUCAUAUUUGUGAUGUCUGUGCUAAGCCUGGUGAAGUAGGUAAAGAACCAACUGAUCCUCAGCUUUGUGACAUGACUUCAGUUGUAGUCCAGGCCACCUGUUUAUGGAGGAAGGCCUUAAUGGCUUGCUUAGAAUCCAGUCGAGUACUUGCACCUCAAUUAGCUCGAAGACUUGGAAUUGAGGUAACAAUUGCCCAAGGCUUGGUCAACAGACUGGAAAAAGAAGGAUUUGUUCAAAACCAAAAAAGGGGAAAGAGACUUGGGAAUGUGAUUAAUCAGGAUAAAAUCAAGAAAGAUGGAAUUUCAAAAUAUUUAAGAAAAGAGAAAAAGGAAACCACUACACAGAAUGUAGAGAUCAGUGCUCUAGUGAAGCAAACAGAGAAAAUUACAUUGUCUGGAAUAAGGAACCUAAAGCAAAAGGAAAAGGAUAAAGAGGCAAAUAAAAGUCAUCCAGACUCAAACACUAACAUGAAGCAUGUAAGAGGAAAGAAAAGAGCAUUAUCCAGAAUAGAUCAUUCAAAAGAAUUUGAACUUGAUGACAGCCAAGAUUCUCAAGAACCAUGUAGAACUCGUAGAAGAAAGACCAGUGUAGUUAGCCAAUCUAUUUUGGUUUAAAUGCUGGUACUUAUUAUUAUCCAUUAAGCCGUUUAAACAUUCUACAGAUUUGUUAAUUUAUUAAUAAAAUAUUAUUGGA